Oryzias latipes (Japanese medaka) is the source of this 2295-nucleotide messenger RNA. It is a transcript of the gene nudt18, whose product is annotated as nudix (nucleoside diphosphate linked moiety X)-type motif 18. The record is from RefSeq and is a predicted model, not a curated record. Lineage: Eukaryota; Metazoa; Chordata; Actinopteri; Beloniformes; Adrianichthyidae. Gene Ontology annotation, molecular function: 8-oxo-dGDP phosphatase activity; 8-oxo-GDP phosphatase activity.
CAACCGGAAGUUAAAGACGGUGCACUUCCUGGUUUGUUUGCCGUUGACAAGUGUGAAGAGUUGCGGAGACCAAGCAGAAAAAGGUUCGCUUUUUAAUAAAAAUAAAAAAAAGAUGGCGCUUAUGAUAAAUUCAUUUGCGAGAUUCCCAGUUUUGCGCUAAACAGAGAGAAGAACUCAAAUAGUUUGCGUCCCGUUAGCUGUUAUGCUAGCUAGCAGCUACUGCAGAGAGCUCAGUACUGAAGUACCGACGUACAGCGAGUUGCUGGAGGUUCUGCUGAGUUCAUCCAGGUAACAAAAGAGAACCUCAGCGUUUCACAGGAGAAGAUCUAGUGAGUCUCACCUCAGGCAGACCUGGACUAGUUUGAACCACGAUGGGGUUCUUCAGAGGACAGAACUGACUGCAGGAGCGUCCUGGUCCUGGUCCCGAAGCUUCCGUUUGGAUCCGGUUCGUGACUCCGGUCCACAGACGCUCAAAGCUGCACGUGCCGUUUCAACAGGCAGACAUUGAGAUGACAUCAGAGCGGCAGCUGGUGGAGGAGCAGGUGGAGCGGCUGCUGAGUGGCCAGGGGUCAGAGGUCAGCCUCUGUGAUGUCGGCAUGGAGCAGAGCAAGCCGGCGGCGCUGAGGAAGAACAUUACCUACAUCGUCUGCGCCGUCAUCUUCAAUGAGAAGGAGGAGGUGCUGAUGGUGCAGGAGGCCAAACAGGACUGCUACAAGCAGUGGUACCUUCCUGCAGGGAGGGUGGAGGUGGGGGAGAGCCUGGAGGAGGCGCUCAGGAGGGAGGUGAAGGAGGAGGCGGGGUUUGACUGUGAGCCAAUCACCAUGCUGCUCAUCCAGGAGCAAGGGCCACAAUGGAUCCGCUUCAUCUUCCUCGCCAGGAUCUCAGGUGGUAGUUUGAAGAGUCUGGCAGCAGCAGAUCAGGAGUCUCUGCAGGCCGCCUGGUGGGACAGACAGUCCCCCCUCCCCCUCAGAGGACGAGACAUCCUCCGCCUCAUCGAAAACGGGCUCAAGUACCGCAGGAAUCCCUGGCAUCCUGUCACUCUGCCAGUUGACCUGAGUUGUCGUCACGUGGUGCAGAGGAUGGUCCUGGUCUUUGUUGGUGCCGAAGAUCAGAUCUGGAUCCUAUUGGUCCGAGGCCCGACGCCCCAUCUCCCCACCGCCGCGGCGGUGAAAACCCAUGCGGUGACGUGGGCGGCCAACAUGGUGGUGCAGGAGGCCCUGCCGUCGUCCUACUACGACCACGACGUCGCCACGCUGGGCGUCUGCGGCCUGCAGCACAACGGGCGGCAGCACGGGCGCACGGACGGUGUCUGCCUCAACACGCUGGUGGCGCUCGUGCCCGAUCGCGUGCAACGUGACGAGGACGGACUGAAGGUGGAGCUCCCGCCUACGGGGAGGCCCCCACCCAUAGAGAACCCCCGAUACGUCUGGUUUGAGGUUCAGAAUCUGGAUCUCAGAGAGAAACUUCUGGAAAAAACCAGAAACACGUCCGUGCUGCCGAUUCACAGCCUGUACUGAGCGCGCUCAGUGACAGCAAGCGGACUUUCAGGGUGACCUCACGACCUCAGCGUCUCAGAUGGAGGGAAAGUAUUUGCCCCCUGAGGGGUAUUAUCAUGUUGCGUCAGUGUUUCCUGCAGUUGUCAAUGUGAAUGUGUGACUGUGAAGCUUUCAGAGCAGAAUCGUUCUCCUCCCAGGAAGGUCCGUUUGUGGCUCAUCCAGAUGUUCCUCUGGGUUCUUGUUCCUCAGCCGUGUCUUUUUCCUUCAUGGAUCCGCGUUUGUUCUUCUGACUGUUGGAUCGGGAACCAUCUUCUACUGCUUUCAGGAUGAGAUCUCUUUGUGGAGCCGUUUUGAUUGAUGGUUCCACCGAAGGUUCUCUGAUGGAUCUCUGAAGUUCUAAAGCUGCAGGAACGUCCGUGUGACUCCUGGAAACGUGUCAGAGGCCGUGGGAGAACCUGAAGAUGUUCAGAACAUCCAGACUUCAGGAGACACCGUUUCAGAUCAACAUCUGUUCCUUCAGCUGCUGAUGAACACAGAAGCUUCAAUGUGUGAUGAAGAAAUCGUUUCUCAGGGAGGGGGGCAAAGACUUUCAUUGAGGGGUUUUUGAGUGCAGAUCGUGGGGUUAAAGGUCGUGUUUAAAUGAACUUUUCUCUAGGAAAUGAGACAAACGUUUGGACUGAAAUGUGUCUGAAUGAUGUGUGACGGCAUUGAUGCACUUUAACGGCGUUCUGUUCCAGAGAAAAGCAGUUUAUGGGAUCAACUGGACAUAUAAAUAUAUAAAAACAAAGAAUCCACAGAA